This is a messenger RNA of Suillus subaureus, 921 nucleotides long. RefSeq lists its product as uncharacterized. The record is from RefSeq and is a predicted model, not a curated record. The transcript is spliced from 5 exons. NCBI's taxonomy places the organism in Eukaryota, Fungi, Basidiomycota, Agaricomycetes, Boletales, Suillaceae. The coding region runs from base 1 to 921 and encodes 306 amino acids.
AUGAAUUGGUCCCUGGUCACACCAACUGUAUCUGCUACACCCAACAUGGUCAUUUCUUUCAAAGCUUUAAAAGUUCCCAAGGGUAUUCAUCUCACAAAACAUGUUUAUUGUGUCGCCAUUGGAGAGACUGCAUUUACCCAGAAGAAGGAAGCACUUUACUGCAAGACUAGAGCUAUAUUAGGUGAACACAAGGAUGUUGAAAUGGUCUUAUUUUCAUUAGUCUGGGAAGCCACAGACUAUCACUCACCCAUUACCCACUCUGUUAUUUUCCCAUCUCUGAGCCCUCAAGCCUCAUCAUCCUCAUCAUCCUCAUCCUCAUCAUCCUCAUCCUCAUCCUUGUUAGCCUCAUCAGCACCAGCACCAGCCUCACCCCUUCCUGGCACCCCCCUCUCCUUUGAUGACUUCAUCAACCUUAGUGAUGCCAUGGACUCAAUCACUGACCCAGUCCAGGUAGCAGGGCACACAUGGUGUCAUAUCACCACUGUUGAUUAUCUAGUCUGGGUUAGAGAUGAAGGUCCAAUCAACAUAGAUGUGGAAGACCAGCACAUGGCCAAAGGCAUAAACACUGGCACCAACUUUGGACAUGGAUGUGCCCUUGACACCACUCCUCUUAGAGAAAUCAAGAUGGACCUCACUCUGGAUUGGAACAUUUGCCUUGGUAUCCUCACUCUAGCAGCACAGGAAACUGCAUAUCAAUGGUACAUUGUGUGGCACCAGGAGGAGUCAAAAAACCUCAAUUCCACCUCAACAUCUGGCUCCAGUAGCACAUCCACUCCUUUGCAUGACCCCAAUGACCCUUCAGGAUCUAGUACUGCCUCGCACAAUGCCAGUGACCCUGCAGGCUCUGGUCCUGCACCCAACUCCCUUGCCUCUGAGGAAGAGAUAGGUGGGGUCACCAACCUUACAAAGCUGCCCAUAUGA